Cornus florida is the source of this 1735-nucleotide messenger RNA. Its product is annotated as methyl-CpG-binding domain-containing protein 2-like. The record is from RefSeq and is a predicted model, not a curated record. Bases 413 to 1390 code for a protein of 325 amino acids. The transcript has 5 exons. Gene Ontology annotation, molecular function: zinc ion binding; DNA binding. Lineage: Eukaryota; Viridiplantae; Streptophyta; Magnoliopsida; Cornales; Cornaceae.
UUGAUUUCCGACGGUGUUAUUUUGAUGAUAAUAGGAUCAGAUCUCUGAACCUUGUCUCCUCCUCUCUACAAUUUCUCUCCUGUUUACACACAAAUAAGAAAUGUGUUAUAUAUGUUAGACAUAUAUAUAUUUGUGUAGAUAUGUUAGUUAGAUCAGCUGUGGUGUUAUGUGAAUUGACAUUCGUGGCGGAUAUAAUUCGUAAUCGAUUUAUCACAUGAAUUGUGCUAUGAUAAUGAUAGGUAAAGUUGAUACAUUUUUUCUUUGGUUUAUGUGCUUUUUGUUGAUUUUUUUGAUUUAAAGGAGUUUUGUUUGAACAUUGAUGGAUCUGUGAACUUGAAUGCCUUGUGUUGCUAGUUAUUUGCUGAAAUUCAAUGAGAUUUUGUUUUCGCCGGGUGAUUGAAGAUCUAUUCAGAUGCAGUCACGUCCUACAAAACUUACCUUUAAGGUGAAAAAAGAAGAAAAUGGCACCUUUAUGGUGAAAAAAGAUGAGAAUGGCUUCAGUGAUACUACCAUCUCUGAUCACCUGGAAAGCACUCUUCAGCAAUCUAUAGACCUCGCUUCUUCGAAUGAGGAUGAGGAUCAUGGCACAGAGGAUGAAGAUAAUCAGUCUUGUGAAAAUGCUCAGAAUCAAUUAGUGGUCUAUGAUCCUGCUUCUAAUGGUACAGGUCAAAUUGAAGCUGUCCCUGAUCCUAUUGGGUACCAGCCUUCAACUUUCCGUAGAUUUCAAUCUUCCAGAGUUUUGCCUUCUGUGGGGGCAUUCACUGUCCAGUGUGCCAACUGUUUUAAAUGGAGGCUGAUCCCAACAAAGGAAAAGUAUGAAGAAAUUCGUGAACAUAUUUUAGAGCUUCCUUUUGUCUGCGAAACAGCUCGUGAGUGGCGGCCUGAGAUAUCCUGUGAAGAUCCAGCCGAUAUUUCUCAAGAUGGCAGUAGGCUUUGGGCAAUAGAUAAGCCUAAUAUUGCUCAGCCCCCUCCUGGUUGGCAACGUCUUUUAAGGAUCAGAGGUGAAGGAAGCACCAAGUUCGCAGAUGUGUAUUAUGUUGCACCAUCAGGCAAGAGACUUCGUUCUAUGGUUGAAAUUCAGAGGCACUUGCUAGAACAUCCAGAGUACAUGGCAAAAGGGGUGACUAUGUCGCAAUUUUCAUUUCAAAUCCCAAGACCGUUGCAGGAAAACUAUGUGAGAAAGCGUCCUACUCGUUUGACAGGUUCAUAUGAUGGCAAUUGUCCGGGAAUGCCAGCACUUCUUGGACCUAGUGAAGUCAAUCCAAUAGCAUGGGCAGGUCCGAAUGAGGGUACAGACUUGCAGCUUGGUGGACCAGGGCUCUCUACUCCAUAUUUUGAGGCACCUGUUUUUGAACCCGUAAAUCGACCGCCAAAGCAGGCAAGAAGGUGAAGGUAGAUUAGAUGUGCAGUUGCAGAUUGGUGUAUUUUGGGCUGAAGGUGAAGGUAGAAGAACCUCAUCAAGAUAGAAUGGUGCCUACAAUCUUUAUUUUGAACCCCUUUUUGUGACCUAGGUUCAGCUUGUUAUACACAUCUUAUUUUCUCAGCCUUUAUAUUGUCUUUCCCUAAAAAACCUGUAUGUUUCUCGUGAACUUGAAGAAGGUUGAAGGGGGUAGGGCUACCUGUUGUAUUGAAUCUGAUAAGUGAUAGUAAUGUGUAAGAAAAAUAUAUGAAAGGGAAACUACGGGAAACUAUAUAUAGUUUAUUUUGAAUCUCAGGUUUCUGAUUUUCACGCGCU